GACACGAUGCCCAGCCGGUCGCCAGACGAGGCGACUUAUGCGAUGCUGGGCGUGCUGAGCUCCAAGUCCUCAAACACCGUGCAGACGUCCAGCUGCUACUGUCAGGACGGGCACGAUGUUUACAUCAGUUUGCUGUAUUUCAUUGAUUGGAUCGCAAACACCACCGGCAUCGAGCGCAUGGCUUUGGAGGUCGCCGAGCCGCAUACCGGCGCCAGCACACGAUCGAUCGCUGCCGAGCUAUCUUCUGCACUGCUAGCUUUGACUGCAUGUGUCUUAAUAUAACAUAAGAAGCCCUAGGUCGCAUCCAUGCUUACGUCGGUGCCAAUGUCCAUAUCAAUAAGGUACUGCAGAUCGGCAUCAGUCAGGCCAUCCUCAUCCUCAUCCAUCAUCAUCUCCUCAGCAAGCAUCUCCUCGUACAUCUCAAACUCCUCUGCCUCCUGCUGCUGCUGCCUCUCCCUCUCCUGCCUCGCCACCUCCUCGAUCUCCGCCGCCAUCUCGGCCUCAUCAAAGCCGCUACUGUCGCUCUGCUUCUCCAUCUCGCUCUUGAACCGCGCCCACUCCUGCCGCACGAUCUCGUACAUUUCCUGGUCGGUCAGCUCCUUUGGCCGUGUAAGGCGGUUGGCCAUGAAGGACGCCUCGCGGGCUUUGCUCAGCCGGUCUUUGCACUGUGCGCGGAACCGCGUGUGCCAGGAUUUCUCUGUUGCGCGUGAGUGCCGCGAGGACUGCGACAGAUUCCGGAAGGACGGAUGGGCGGGGUGUGUGGCGGCGGUGGGUGAUGUGAUCGCCUGCUGCGAGUGCUGCUGCGGUGCUGAAAUCGUAAAAGAAUGCCUAGAAUUGUUCAUUGUUUUUUUUUUGGGAGGAAAGUUGAGCAGAGUAUGAUAGGUAUUAGUACAGUAUGCAAGAAGAAAUUGUUUGAAUUCAAAGCGGAAACAAAAGGAGGAGAAAGGA
Linderina pennispora is the source of this 948-nucleotide messenger RNA. RefSeq lists its product as uncharacterized. The record is from RefSeq and is a predicted model, not a curated record. NCBI's taxonomy places the organism in Eukaryota, Fungi, Kickxellomycota, Kickxellomycetes, Kickxellales, Kickxellaceae. The coding region runs from base 307 to 879 and encodes 190 amino acids. The transcript has a single exon.